AAUUCCACUUGUGCCACACACACAAGAGAGAGAGAGAGAGAGAGAGGUGCUUUUGAACAGAGAAAGAUAAGCAGCUUUUCUCAGAGGAAGAGAGAGAGAGAGAGAGAGAGAGUAAACUACAUCCUAGAGAAAUGCAUUCAGAUAAGGACUUGUGCUAGACCCAGUAGUAAAUAUCGCUCUCUCUCUCACACACACCAAAUGACCCCCUCCUUCCUGCAUUUCCCAAAAAACAGUUCGACCUUUAAUGCCCCUUCAAGAAUCUCUCUCUUUCCUCCCUACACAAUUCAAACUUCUUACCCUUCCCCUAGUCCCAGACCUAGAGAAGCACACAGUGUUCUUCUUCACCAGUCUGACCUUUAAACCUGUUUGAAAAAAAUACCACUUUGACUCUCUCUCUGUCUGUCAUCUUUUUACUUGGGUUAUCUUUUCUUUUGCAUUCUCACACUUUGUGGUGCCAAAACAAGAACUGGGUUUGUUCCUACAUGUUGGCAUUGACUCAAAGUUGUAGCCUUUUUUAAAUAAUAGUUUUUCUUGAGAGGGGUUGUUUUGAAUUUUGAAGUUUGAAAUAUUAGAGCUUUGGAUUUGAUGCAUAUGGUUAUGGGGUUGCCUUUGAAGAUGCUUGGUGUCAAAGGAUUUAUAAUGGGUUGGUGACAGUGGACCUCUUUCCUUCCAGUCUCUCUUGCUCUUUCCCUUCAGCAUGAAGCCUUUUUCUUGCUUACCUUGGUUUGGUAAGCUGUAAAAGUAGCUUCCAUCUUUGUCUUUUCUCCUACAUAAUUAUUAUUAGCCUUUGAAUUUUGAACUUCCUUUUCUCUCUUGCUUUCUUGGUUGUUAAAAGUUUUGUGGCUGUUGCUCUAAUCAAGUUGUAAUUUUACUUAAAUUUCAUAGCUUUUCUUUUGCAUAUAGCCAAGUUGGUUUUUUUUUUCUCUCUCUUUUGUUCUAGCUUUUAAUUCCAUAUAUAGUUUUUAGAAACUUCAUCUGUGAAAUCUGAUCAAUUUAUCGGUUUUGUUAUGUUCACAUCCUGAAAAGAUGUAUAAUAUUUCAGUUUUGCAACCAAUGUAUAUCUUGUGGUAAUUUCAGUGUUAGUAUUCUGCAUCCAAAUUUUCGAUACCUAGAAACUUGUCUAGUAUUUGCAAAUUGGGUUCACAUUCUGCCGAAUUUUGUGUUUCUAUAGAGCUGUCCUAGUACUGAACAGUGAGUAUUAGAGCACGAGGGAGCAUUUUGCAUUGAGUUGCAAAGUUGGGGCUUCAAGGUUGCCUUUGAAAGAUAAUCAAAUAAAUGCAUGGAUCGGAGGGACCCUAUGGCAUUGUCGGGGUCAGCCUCUUACUUUACGUCUAGAGGAAUAACUGGUUCCGGAACACAAUCUGGGAUACAUGGAUCACCAGGCAUUCAUCCCUUAUCUAAUACAAAUAUAGCAUUUCAAUCCAAUAUUGAAGGAAGUAACAUUGGAUCAACAUUGCCGGUAGGGCCUUCUUCGGCUAUUUCACAGCAUGGUGUCAAUCUGGGUGCACCAUCCGCGGUGCCACCAGGCGAAUCUUUUAAAAGGAAAAGAGGAAGACCUCGAAAAUAUGGACCUGAUGGGACUGUUUCAUUGGCAUUGUCUCCUGCAGCAUCUGCUAAUCCUGGUACAGUAUCAUCAAGCCCAAAACGGGGUAGAGGGCGGCCACCAGGGUCUGGGAAGAAGCAACAAUUAGUGUCUCAUGGCGGAUUGCUGUCUGGUUCUGCUGGGAUGGGAUUUACUCCACAUAUUAUCAGCAUUGCAGUGGGAGAAGAUGUUGCAACAAAAAUAAUGGCGUUUUCGCAGCAGGGGCCAAGAGCUGUGUGCAUCUUGUCAGCCAACGGUGCUGUCUCUACUGUGACGCUACGUCAGCCCUCAACUUCUGGUGGUACAGUCACAUAUGAGGGACGGUUUGAGAUAAUAUGUCUCUCAGGCUCUUACUUGCUCACUGAAAUUGGUGGUUCCCGAAACCGAAAUGGCGGUCUGAGCGUCUCCCUUGCUAGUCCUGAUGGUCGUGUCAUUGGUGGAGGAGUAGGAGGGAUGCUUAUUGCAGCAACCCCUGUUCAGGUGAUAGUAGGUAGCUUCAUAUGGGGUGGUUCGAAGACAAAGAACAAGAAAAGGGAAGCCGUAGAAGGUGUCACAGACUUGGAACACGAGACGGUUGACAAUUCGGUUGCACUAAACAGCAUUCAACCAGAUCAGAGUGUAAGCCAAAGUGCUUCAUUGGCCGCGUGGCAGGCAUCACGGCCACUGGAUAUGCGUAACAGUCAUGUUGACAUUGAUUUGAUGCGAGGGUAACUAUUUCGUUUACACGGUCAGUGUAUGUACAUUUCAGUUUCAUCGCUAGUUGGAUUUAUUUUUCUUCGAAGCAUCGAUGUUGGGAAACAGAAGCCAGAUGAUCGUCUAACUUCAUUUAUCCAUGAUAGACAUUGGGUCUGUACUACUAUAUUUCUUUAGUUUAAUCAAAUUUUAGCUUGAACUUGAGCAUUCAUGAUUUCACUUUCA
Malus domestica (apple) is the source of this 2500-nucleotide messenger RNA. RefSeq names its product AT-hook motif nuclear-localized protein 9. The record is from RefSeq and is a predicted model, not a curated record. NCBI's taxonomy places the organism in Eukaryota, Viridiplantae, Streptophyta, Magnoliopsida, Rosales, Rosaceae. Gene Ontology annotation, molecular function: minor groove of adenine-thymine-rich DNA binding.